Dendroctonus ponderosae (mountain pine beetle) is the source of this 1436-nucleotide messenger RNA. Its product is annotated as inositol-tetrakisphosphate 1-kinase. Gene Ontology annotation, cellular component: cytoplasm. Lineage: Eukaryota; Metazoa; Arthropoda; Insecta; Coleoptera; Curculionidae. Gene Ontology annotation, molecular function: inositol-3,4,5,6-tetrakisphosphate 1-kinase activity; magnesium ion binding; inositol-1,3,4-trisphosphate 5-kinase activity. Gene Ontology annotation, biological process: inositol trisphosphate metabolic process. The record is from RefSeq and is a predicted model, not a curated record.
AAAUUCUUUACUUCAUAGCCAACAGAUGGAGCGACAUAAGCGACAGACCAUAUACACCACCAAAAGUCAUUUCUAUCCAAGUCUUGUUUCAAUUGACAGAACAGUUCUCUUGACACCAAGCAACGAUAUUGUUGACAAUAAUGUUUUUGAUUCCGAACAGUUAACAAGUAGUUUGUGGGGUUUGAAAACAUUUAUUUAAGUUGAUAUGGUUUCGCAAAAUUGAGUGCAAAUUGUUUUUUACAAUGCCGGCGAACAAACGAAUAGCGGUAUGGAUGUCGGAAAAGAAGCUACAGAAAAUUAAUUGGCAAGAGCUGGUCGCUGCUUGCUCUAAACGGGGUUUCGAGGUGUUCAAACUGGAUCUCAACAAAUGCCUGAAAGAACAAGGCCCAUUUUGCGUACUACUGCAUAAACUAACAGACAUCAUUGCUUUGGCCAACCAAGGGGAUAUAAGGAGUAUUAAAAUAAUCCAGGGAAUUGAGAACUAUGUGGUAUCCGAAAAUCCGCCAGUCACAGUUCUGGACCCAAUUGCAAAAGUGAAACGGUUACUAGAUAGGUAUAACUGUUACAGCCUGAUUCACGGCACCAACUUGCACAACUACGGAGUGUUUACUCCCAACUUCUGUGUACUUAGGAACGAGGAUUUGGACAUAAUUAAGGGCGAAUUAAUACAUUCACUAGUCAAUUACCCUUUUAUAUGUAAACCAAUCCUGGGACAUGGCUCUAGACAAGCUCACGAAAUGUCGAUUAUUUUUAAUGAAAAAUAUCUCGGAGACUGCAAAACGCCCUGUGUGGCACAGAGUUUUAUCAAUCACAAUGCGAUUUUAUAUAAAAUCUUCAUAGUUGGCGACAGGCAUUGUUAUUUUGAGCGACCKUCAUUGAAGAACUUUCAAGCCAGCCAAAGAGAGUCGAUCCAUUUUGACAGCAGCGAUGUCUCAAAGGCGGAUUCAAAAAGCCGCUUGUCGGUUCUSGAUCCYGACGAUGUGAUAAAAAUUGAAGAAAGAAAUCCGGAUUCAAAAAUAAUCGAAGUUAUAGCAAAUACGCUGAGGAAGUCAUUUGGAAUGGACUUACUAGGAAUCGAUGUUGUGAUAGAAAAUACGAGUGGACGGUAUGCAAUUAUUGAUGUCAAUGCGUAUCCGGGGUACGACGGAUUUCCGAAUUUUUUUGACGCAUUGCUCGAUUGUAUUUCAAAGAAAGUUACCGCCGAUUACACUUAAGACAUUCAGUCGAGCUCAUUGCGCCACUUGAGGUGUCAAUGAUGUUUGAUUUCUAUCUGUCCUUUCCAUAACAGAUCGCACAAAGGGCUAAUUAUUUUAAAAGAACUGCCAAAAACACAUUUUCUGUAUCGUAUUGUAUAUUUGCUCUCUCUGCUCAAGCUAGCGGAUGUAUCACGUAUAAAACAAGUCUAUUUAGAAAUAAAUUUUUUAUAGCAUUGUCAA